Messenger RNA from Ictalurus furcatus (blue catfish), 3786 nucleotides. Its product is annotated as chloride channel protein 2-like. Gene Ontology annotation, cellular component: membrane. The transcript is spliced from 23 exons. Gene Ontology annotation, molecular function: voltage-gated chloride channel activity. Gene Ontology annotation, biological process: transmembrane transport; chloride transport. Bases 234 to 2615 code for a protein of 793 amino acids. NCBI's taxonomy places the organism in Eukaryota, Metazoa, Chordata, Actinopteri, Siluriformes, Ictaluridae. The record is from RefSeq and is a predicted model, not a curated record.
GUCCACUGGUGUUUUCUUGGAGAAAAACUAAAAUUAUAUGUUAAAGUUAUUGAAAAGCAGUAGGCUGGAUCGUCCCCUGCGCUUCAGUCCCGCCUCAGUCCAUCACUUCACUGGUUCUGUGGCAUAUAAAAUGGACCAACACCAUAAUUAAAGCCGUGCGUGAGACCCUGUUUAACACACACACACACAUGAACUGUGAGUGUGUGUAUAAGCUUGUGUGUUUAUAAUUUACAAUGGCUUGUGUGGAACCUGGAGAAAACAGCACACUUCAGUCUGAACAGCAGCAGAAGUUCGGCUGUACAGAGCAGAGACAGUCUGUGGAGUCCAGCAAAAAGCUCACACGGAAAUGGCGGUGGAAGACUUUCCUGAUUUGGCACAUCGGUGAAGAAUGGAUCGUCGUCAUCCUGUUAGGAAUCAUCCCAGCAUUCUUCAGCUGGGCCAUGGACUUUGGCAUUGAAUUCGGCCUUCACACUACAAGGGAGUUGUAUGAGAUGGCACACCAUAACAUCUUCCUGCAGUAUCUGGCCUGGGUUUCUAUCCCCAUACUGCUGAUCUGCUUCGCCACAGUGUUUACUCAAUUCGUAGGACCACAAGCUGCAGGUUCCGGGAUCCCAGAGAUUAAGUGCAUUGUAAAAGGAGUGGAAAUUAAAGAUCACCUGAGCCUCAACACUCUACUGGCCAAACUGGUGGGUCUGACCUGCGCCCUGGCCAGCGGCAUGCCACUAGGAAAAGAGAGUCCGUUUGUGCACAUAGGAAGCAUCUGUGCAGCGCAGCUCUGCCGGUUAAGGACAUUCAUUGGUGGUGUUAAAGAGAGCAAGUCUCAGGGCAUCGAACUGCUUAUUGCUGGUUCUGCUGUUGGACUUGCCUGCUGCUUCAACUCACCCAUCGGAGGUAUUCUGUAUGGUAUUGAAGUGGCCACGUCAUUCUUCAUGGUCCGCUGUUACUGGAAAUCUUAUGUUGCUGCUACCAUCAGCGCCUUUGUCUUCAGAAUCCUGCCUGUGUGGAGUGGAUAUAAUGAAACUAUUAUACCUCUGUUUAACACCUCUUUCCGUCUGGAAUUUCCCUACGAACUCCAUGAGUUGCUGGCCUUCACCAUCCUUGGGAUUCUGAGUGGGCUUUUUGGAGCGUUUUUUGUGUUCAUGAACAGUGUGAUGGUGCGUUUCAUCAGGGGCCCUCGACCCAUCAGCAGGUUCCUCGCCAAGACCCGUGUGCUGUACCCUGCAAUUGUCACACUGAUCACCGCCACUUUGACCUUUCCUCCUGGAUUUGGACAGUUCAUGGCAGGCGAGCUCACCCAGAGGGAAACUCUACUUGCACUUUUUGACAACUACACCUGGUCCAAACAUCUCGAAGGCGACCAUUUUGAUCACUCUGACAAUUCUGUGGCGUGGAAACACCCCCAGGUCAGCGUCUUCGUCACGCUCACCAUGUCCUUAAUCAUGAAGUUCUUCAUGUCGGCAGUGGCCAUCUCUAUGCCAGUCCCCGGUGGAGCUUUUGUACCUGCUUUUGUUAUCGGUGCAGGUCUCGGCCGAUUGGUUGGUGAGGUGGCAGCUGUCGUUCUACCUGAAGGAGUUCAUUCAAACGGCACGGUUUACUCUUUAAUACCUGGAAGCUAUGCUGUAGCAGGAGCAGCAGCGAUGUCUGGUGCAGCCACUCACACCAUCUCUACAGCCAUGAUUGUGUUCGAAUUGACCGGGCAGAUCAACUUCCUUUUCCCAAUAUUAUUUUCUGUUAUAGUGGCUAAUAUCGUAGCCCAAAGUCUGCAGCCGUCACUGUACGAUUCGCUCAUACGCAUCCGGAAACUUCCGUAUCCUGUAGACCUCAGCUGGGACCACGAGGAAAACUCUAAAAUCAGUGUGGAAGACAUCAUGGUGAAGGAUAUGAAGUACAUCACACUGAACUCGACUUACAGAGAUCUGCAGAACCUCCUGCUCACAAAGCUCAGAACCAUCCCCUUGGUGAAGUCUGAAGAAUCAAAGAUAUUACUGGGGUGUAUUGAGCAAGCUCAGUUGCAGGUGCUGCUGUCCCAUCAGCUCAGUCGCAUGCGGAGACUCAAACACCUCCGUCAGCAAGCGCAGAACAUGGAUGAAAAGGAGCUCAGGAGUGCGACUUCUGUAGAUGGACAAUCCCACUUGUUACAGAGAGGUUGCCAAGAUUCAGAAAUUACCUUCAAGAGCCUCUUCUGUGCCCAUUCUAGAGUGGACAUAGAGGAGGAUCCAGAGGUAGAAGACACCAUGACCAUGCCAGAGAUCAUCAGGUGGGAAGAGCAACAGCUUGAUGAAAAAGUCAACUUCAACCUCUGCAAGAUUGACCCUGCAUCUGUACAGAUAGUAGAACGAACCUCACUGCAAAAGACCCAUAACAUCUUGUCCAUGAUGGGUUUGGACCAUGCUUACGUCACCAACGUUGGGAGGCUCGUAGGAGUAGUGUCACGUCAGGAGCUACGGAAGGGCUUUGAGACUUCGGUGAAGAAGUGCGGAGCCAAAACACACCCCCCAAUGUCCAGCUUCAGAGAGAGCAGAACCAGAUUCAGGAAGACGGCAACACCAGAGGCCACAGAGCUCCACAAACUUCUGGGCAGCCAAAACAGCCUGAACCAGAUGAGUUCAAUGUGAAGGAGGUUCACGUGGGGACCGAUCGGCAAACACGAAAAGGCCAGACUGUUAGGUAAAGGGGGCCACUAGGGCUGCAUGCUGGACAAAAAGAUGCGAUACAUUACUGCUGAAGCAUUUUACUGUUUGAAUGUGAUCCUAAACCUGAAAACCAAACAUUUUUGCUACUAUUAGGUUUAUUCAACAACAGAUAACAUUACUUCUCACAAAGCGCAAGAACCAUCAUCAAGAUUCCAUCGUUCUCACAUCUUAACGAUGGAAUUUUUUGUUUAUGCCCAGCUAAUACAGUUAGUCUGAAUCCCAGACGACCUCCUAUUCACUAGCUAGGAUAGAACAGAAUCGGGCUGUAUAUUCGACGUAGUACAUGUAGCAGCAAAAAUACAUUCCAGGCUUGAAAUAUUUGCUUGAGCAAAAGUAAAAACUGAUCGUACAGGUACAAUUUGUUUGAAAAGUUACUAAACGUAAUGGGGUCAUGCUACAUGACAUAACAUUUGGGAUUCAGAUGGUUAUCGCAUUUAAAAAUUGAACUACAAACUACCAAAUCCUAAUUACAGAUGAUGAAAAUCUUCUAAAAUCAUGCAGCCCUAGAGCCAACUUUAGCAUGUGUGUAAAAAAACAAUACAAUGCUUUUGUUGUUCGUAAUUUGUAUUUGAUCUGAGCAAGAAAACAUCAUACUUACCCGUUACUUCUGAAUCAGGAUUUUUAGCAUUCAGAGUGAAGUCAAUUUGACGUUAUUCAGUCUGUACAGGAUUUUGCAGAUUUUUUUUUUUUUUUUUUUUUUUUUUUUUUUUUUAUGACUGUUGCGUCCAGAAACGCUCGAUUUUGCUGCGGGGUUUUUCAUAAUUUGCAAUCUACAGUUUCUAGUUACAUUUAUACAGCGCUUUUCUAGACACUCAAAGCUCUUUACAUUGUAUGGGGGAAAUCUCAACCACCACUAGUGUGUAGCAUCCACCUGGAUGAUGCGAUGGCAGCCAUAGUGCAGAAGAACUCCCACCACACACCAGCUAUUAGUGGAGAGAGUGAUGUAGCCAAUUCAGAGAUGGAGGUUAUUAGGGGGUCGUGAUAGGGAAGGGCCAAUGGGGGAAUUUCGCCAGGACACCGGGGUUACACCCGUACUCUUUGGUAGGGGUAUAACCCUGUGUUAAGUGUUGUGUCCUAGGAUUUUUAUCAUGAA